Messenger RNA from Chenopodium quinoa (quinoa), 2040 nucleotides. RefSeq lists its product as uncharacterized. Bases 1 to 2040 code for a protein of 679 amino acids. The transcript has 5 exons. The record is from RefSeq and is a predicted model, not a curated record. Gene Ontology annotation, biological process: DNA integration. Lineage: Eukaryota; Viridiplantae; Streptophyta; Magnoliopsida; Caryophyllales; Amaranthaceae. Gene Ontology annotation, molecular function: zinc ion binding; nucleic acid binding.
AUGGAAAUUAAUGCACUUGCUGUUAAAUUACUUCACUAUGGUCUUGGUCCCCAUGAACACAAUCGUGUUAUGGGCUGUAAAAAUGCUAAAGAAAUCUGGUAUUUACUGCAAGUAACACAUGAAGGAACUAACGAAGUGAAACGCUAUAAAAUUGAUCUACUUAUGUCCAAAUAUGAACGCUGUGAAAUGCAAUCUAAAGAAACAAUCCAGGAAAUGUUAACAAGGUUUACUAACAUUAUUAAUGAGCUUGUUUCUCUUAGAAAGCAAAUACCUAUUGAUGAGCAGGUCAGGAAAGUUCUAAGGAGCCUCCCUCAAGAUGAAAGAUGGAGAGCCAAGGAACAUGCAAUAGUGAAGGGAACAAAGGAAAAAGGCUUAGCUCUCAAAGCUGGUGAUCAAGAAGAAUCUGAGGUGGAUGAAGAAGAGGUGGCUAUGUUGGUGAGAUGGUUUAAAAGAAUGUUCAAUCGAAAUAAUAGAACAAGGAACUUCACCAAAAAGUCCUCUAAUUCAAAAGAUGAUUCUGGAUGUCACAAAUGUGGAUCCCUAGAUCACUUCAUUCGUGAAUGCCCUUUGUGGGAAACUGAGAAAGGAAAAGGGAAGGCUAAGGAACAAAAUAAGAGCAACAAAACUCCUUACAACAAAGCAGACAUUAGGAAGGCUAUGAUUGCUUCUUGGGGAGAUUCUAAGAGUGAUGAUGAGGAGGAACAACCGAAAGAAGAAAAAGCCAAUCUAUGUCUAAUGGCCAAACGUGAUGAAAAGGCCUACAAUGAUGAACUAGCUAAAGAGGUAUGUGUUGAUCCCAAUCACCUUAAAACUCUUCCUAAAGAAGUACUUAUUGAUUUAAUUUUAGAAAUGGAAGAUGACUGGAUAAUUGAUAUUAAAAAGCUUAAUGAAUGUGAAAAAGCUCUUAAAGUCUGCAAGGAACACAGUACCUGGAUUGAGAACCAGCGUACUGGUGUUCAAGGCAGAUUCUUUGAUCUUUUUGACAAGAAUCUUCUUCUAAAAGAAAUGAAUGAAAAACUCAAGUAUGAAAAUAUUAUGGUUAAUGUAGAACUAACUCAAUACAAGCUUGCCAGUACUGACUUAAAAUCGUCAAGUUCCUCUUCUGAAUCAUUGCCUAAAUUUAAUGAAGAUUUUGAAAAAUUAAAACACAAUCUUGAUGAGUUAAGAAUUGAAAAGGCAAAUUUAGAAAAGGAACUUGCAAUCAGAAAAGAAAGAAGCACUGGUCAGCUUAGAAUACCUAAAUGGAUUGAGAAUGCUCAAACAAAAAGAACUGAAGGACUGGGAUACAUUCGAUCUAAGCAUAAAGGUCCUAGUGAGGGGGAACAACACGUGUACCUCGACACCGAUUGUUCAAAGCAUAUGACAGGAGACAAAUCAAAAUUCCUCUCACUUGAGACCUAUUCUGGAGGAACAGUGACCUUGGAGACAACAAGAAAGGAGAAGUUAUUGCAAAAGGAAAACAAGGAUGAAACCUCAGAUGAAUUUGUGUCAUUUGCUAAGAAAGAGCAGAAAACUAGUGGAAAUCAAAUUAUCCACAUUCGGUCAGAUCAUGGAACUGAGUUCGAAAAUUCAAGAUUUGAUGAGUUCUACAAAGAGAAUGGCAUGGAUCAUAACUUCUCAACCCCAAGAACUCCUCAACAAAAUGGAGUUGUGGAAAGGAAGAACAAGACCCUAGAAGACAUGGAACAAGACUCUAAUGAUUAUGAAAUUGGAAUGGUUAGAAACAGGGAGGAUGAUGAAGAGGAAACUAGUCAUUCCAAGGAAAAGCAAAUUGAACCUGAACAAGAUCUUCAAGAAAAUGCUGAAGUUCCUUCACCUAAAAUUCAGGAGGAACAAAGUCAUGAAGAAACAGGCAAGGAAGAGGAACCAGAGGAAGCAGAAGAAGAAGUCCCUCAAAUAGGAGUUCCAGCCAGAGAGUUUCAUCCAAAGCCUUUCAAAUAUCAAGGCUCUUAUCCUAUUGAUCUCAUCAUAAGUGACAUUGGUAGAGGAACUCAAACCAGAUCACAGAUGAGGAACUUCUGUGCCUUCCAAGCCUUUUGA